UGGGAUUAUAAUUGCCAUGGUGAGUCUGAGUUCCUGCUGCCUGCUUUGGGUGUGGAGAGAUUUUGUUGGUGUUGGUGCGGCUGUACCUGGCCUGGGAAGGAGAAUCCUGUCUUCGAAGCGUGUUGCCAGGAGUGCUGAUGUGCCAGAGUCGCGGCCAUGCUGCAGCAGAUCCUGGCAGACAUGUACAUCGAUCCUGAGCUGCUGGCAGAGCUCAGCGAGGAGCAGAAACAGAUCCUCUUCCUCAAGAUGAGGCAGGAGCAGGUCAGACGGUGGAAGGAGAAAGAAGCUGCCACAGACAAGAACUCAGCGAAGAAAGUGACCCAGCGGAAAGCGCUCGGGAAGUCGGUGAAGUGGAAGCUCGGCACGGACAGCGAAGUCUGGGUCUGGGUCAUGGGCGAGCACGCGUCGGAUAAGCCUUAUGAUGUGAUCUGCGAGGAAAUCCAGGCACGGAGGGCUCAGCAGGAAGUGGGGGAAGCCAGAGGAAGUCAAACAUUCCUAGAACCGGCUGUACCAUGGUCCCUGCAUUCUCAGCCAGGAGCCCUGGGUGGGGCAGAUGCCAAAAGGAAGGAGGAAAAAACCGGAGAGAGGGAGAAGGAAGAUGUGAUAACAGCUGAUAAAGAGGAGAGAAGCUGGGAUCAUGCUCAGGCUGCUCCCAGUAAAGGCAGAGACGUGCACCAGAUGUUGGCAGAUUCCAAGGCUCAGACGAGGAAGUACGACGUUCAGCAGGGGAAGGAUCUAGCAAGGAGGAGGCCAGGAGGGAUGAGAGCAUCUGCAGAGAGGGAGCUGCGCACUAACAACGACCGGAAGGAGGCCCAGGAGUCAGGGCAGAAAUCGGACAAGGACGAUCCUGAGUGGCAGGAAUCCUUGAGGAAAUCCAAAGCCGCUGAUGAGAGGAGACGCUCCAUUGCAAAGCAGGCCAGGGACGACUACAACAGGCUGUCGCUGCAAGGGAUCCGCAAAGGGAAGGUAGCCGAAGUUUCCAAGAAUUUUGGGAGCAAGGAGCGCAGCUUGCCCCCCCGUCCUUCCCUUCCACCCAAGCCUAAAACCCUAAACUCUGGGGUAGCCAAUGGGAGGCCCAACAGGAAUCCGGGCGUGCAGAGGACCCUCUCCACUUCCACCCAGGAGAGCAUCAUCAGGUGGUUUAAAGAAGAGCAGUUUCCUCUUCGGGCGGGUUAUGAGAAAUCCACGGACAGGAUAGCACCCUGGUUCCAUGGUAUCGUAACCCUGAGGCAAGCAGAGGAGCUCCUGAGCAAAUCGGUGCCCGGGAGCUUUCUGGUCCGGGUCAGUGAGAAGAUCAAAGGCUACGCACUCUGCCAUCUGUCCCCGGAGGGCUGUAAGCACUUUCUAAUAGAUGCCUCCAGCAACUCCUACAGCUUCCUGGGAGUGGACCAGCUGCAGCAUUCGACACUGGCCGACCUUGUCAACUACCACAAGGAGGAGCCCAUCACUUCUUUGGGGAAGGAGCUGCUGCUUUACCCAUGUGGCCAACAGGGACCGGAACCUGACUACCUUGAUCUCUUUGAGUGA
Molecule: messenger RNA, 1527 nt
Organism: Emys orbicularis (European pond turtle)
Lineage: Eukaryota; Metazoa; Chordata; Testudines; Emydidae
Gene: SH2D4A
Product: SH2 domain containing 4A
Exons: 9
Coding region: 157-1527 (456 amino acids)
Cellular component (GO): cytoplasm
Molecular function (GO): phosphatase binding
Source: RefSeq, a predicted model, not a curated record